AUGGCCGUCCUAUCAUCGAUUAACAUGCAAUAUCGUGCCACAAAAACUCGCUAUUUCGGAUGCAUGAUCCAGCAGAAGAAUGAGUAUCUGCCAUCCUUUGCUUGGUGCUUUGGAGGGUGGCAGCCAUUUCUGAAGAGCUCCAGCUUGCCAAAGAUGCUCAAGAAAGAGGGGGCAUGUACCGAUCGACCACAACCGUCGUUCGAAGAGACCAGUGGCACAUCAUCUGAGACCUGGCCACGGCGUAGAGGAAAGAGGGCACAUCUCCGAGCGUCCCACGAUAUCGAGGCAAUUGCAAAGUCCCAAACACAGGGGUAUUCUUAG
Molecule: messenger RNA, 321 nt
Organism: Coccidioides immitis RS
Lineage: Eukaryota; Fungi; Ascomycota; Eurotiomycetes; Onygenales; Onygenaceae
Exons: 4
Coding region: 1-321 (106 amino acids)
Source: RefSeq, a predicted model, not a curated record